UAUGGAAACAAAAUAUAAGUAUGUUUCCCAAUUAUCAAGACAACAAACUAAUGAACAUAUUCAGGAAAUUGAAAGGGUCACAAAUAGAAAAAUAUUAGAAGCAGAAACAGCUGAAGACAAAAAAGCUUACCUAUACAAAACAAUAUCCACAUUAACAGAAACAAAAGAUGCUAUUCUCUGGAAGAAUAGAGAUCUAGUAAAAGUUCUAGAAGAAGAAUAUAGUUAUGCAACUAAUCAAGCAUUAAACUUAAACAGAAAAAAUUUUGAGGCAAUGCAAGAUUAUGAACAACGAAUCUUAAUAGAAAGAUUUGCUAGACAAAUAGAACAAUGUGAAAAACAACAACAAGCCAGAAGACAAGGCUUUGAAUUACCAGAAAUAUUACCACCGAAAUAUCUAUAUCAUGAAGAAUAUUUACCAACAGUAAAUAAACCGCAAGAAACAGAACAAAUAGCAGAUAGAUGGCUACUAGAUGAUAACUUUGGAAGAACAUUAGAAUGGUUAAAUAAACAAGAUAAAGAUCAGUAUACCAAAAUACCAGAACAAACAAUAUCAAGAACAACAACAAAACCAAGCUCACCAACUUCACCAACUUUCCUUAAUAAAGCAAAAG
This is a messenger RNA of Racocetra persica, 611 nucleotides long. The record is from the annotation of a GenBank genome assembly. Lineage: Eukaryota; Fungi; Glomeromycota; Glomeromycetes; Diversisporales; Gigasporaceae.